AUGGCCUCAAGUUUAAACUUUAAUCAACCGCAAGAUCAAUGGAUCAUUGCUAUCAAUAACAUCAUCCACAGCAAUGACACUGAUGUUCCUAUUUGUGUCUUUAAAGUGCCUGACUUUCUAAAAGCUUCCAAACCAGAAGCUUAUUGUCCACAAGUAGUAGGAUUAGGACUAUUGCAUCAUAACCGAUUGGAGCUUGAAUCAAUGCAGAUGUACAAGGUUGGUGUAGCAAGAAAAAUGCAUAAGGGGUUUGGAAGAAUUGAGUUCAAAGAACUCAUUUCUGAACUAAAGCAGCUAGUUCCAUCUGUACGUUCUUGUUACCAAAUGUACUUGAAAGCUGAUGACUCUGAAAUAGCAUAUGCAAUGGCUAUUAAUGCUUUGUUUCUAUUUGAGUUGCUAUGUUAUUAUGGCGUUGGCAAAGAUACUCUAACCUCUUCAAAUAUUUUGCAUGGCUUAGUUGACACCGCAGGAACGAGACUGGCCCAAGAUGGGAUGCUCAGAGAUACAAUGAUGCUUGAGAACCAAAUUCCAAUUAUUGUGCUGAAAAAUAUCUUGCUCAUUGAAUGCUCAGAGCCAAACUCAAGCAAUGUUGCAUCUAAGAAGAAAAAGAAGUCAACUAUCAUUGAGAAAUUUCUUCCUCAAAUGUUGUUGGGUUAUUGUAAAGCACUCUCUCCACUCCAUGUGCUAGAGAACUACCUAGCUUCCAUAGCUUUGAAGCAUCCUCAUUUGUUGGACCUUUUGUACCACUUGAUUAUGCUCAAAGAGCCACCGGAAGAGGAGGCACCCAAAGAGGAAGAAGAAGAAGAAGAAGAAGAAGACAUGCCACAAUCAAGAAUUACGACUGAAGUUGCAGGUAUACUAGUAAAAGGUUUACUUGAGCUACCAUGGUCAAAUCUUGAUUCCUCCUCUAUUAAUAAUAAUGCUUUGGAUGAAAAGGAAAUUUUGGUUCCAACAGCAUCAAAACUUUGUGAUGGAGGGGUGAAAUUCUCCUUCACAAACCACAUCACAGCCAUUGGGUUUGACCAUGGCGCAACCACAUUUAAGCUCCCUAACAUUAAAAUAGAUGUUAACUCAGAGGUUAUAAUUAGAAACCUUGUGGCAUUUGAAGCAACGUCCAAGUUUGAUGAGUCUGAGUCUGAGUCUCUGGUUUUUACACAGUAUAUUGAAUUGAUGAAUGGGAUUAUAGAGACCACAAAAGAUGUGAAGGUAUUGAGGCAUCAUGGAAUUCUGAAAACUGAGUCCUUGAAGGAUGACGAGGUUGUAAAGAUCUUCAGUGGCAUGAGCAAGUCUGUACAAUUAGCAAGUACACAUGAAUUGUACAAGGCAAUUGCAGAUGUUAACAACUACUAUAAUGGUUUACGAAAGGCUAAGGCUCGCAAAUUCGCCAAGAAGUGUGUAUUUACUUUAUGGAAUGUUCGCACGCUUUUUGCUGCAAUCUUGUUCCGUCUCUGAUGACUCUCCAGACGUGUUGCUCUGUCUAUGGCUGCUCUCGAAUAUUCAACAAUAGCAGUUAAUACAUUGUGUUUAUGGCUUGUGAGUGUCUUUCUUCAUGUUCUCUGUGGCAUUAUGAUAAAGCUUCAGCUGUGUUGUGAUUCAUUUGAUUUAAAAUUUCUUGUCCAGGUCUCUUCAGGCACAUCAGUCAUAUAACCAUGUGAUCGUGGCUUGCAAGCAUCUUCCAUUUUUUCUUGAGUGUUUUUAUUCCUAUAUGUAGCAUUAUGAUCAAGUUUCUAUGGUUUUGUUUUUUUAUUAUAAUCUGUACUAGAAUGAGCAAGUUUCUAUGGUCUCCCGACAAGCUUGGAUUGCAAGAAUCAUCUUUUAUAUAUUUAUUUUUGCUAAAUUUGCAAGUCUACUUGCAUGUACAUGCUCUAAUACAAACCCCAUGCUCUUAUCUCUCAGCUAUUUCAAUGGAGCAAGGAAUUACGAAAGAUUAUAGAAAUGUAUGGCCCAUAAAACAUUAACAUUUUUUUUAGUAACCCAAAUACGAAGCAUCUACCAAUGGAAUAUA
Molecule: messenger RNA, 2002 nt
Organism: Quercus robur (English oak)
Lineage: Eukaryota; Viridiplantae; Streptophyta; Magnoliopsida; Fagales; Fagaceae
Product: putative UPF0481 protein At3g02645
Exons: 2
Coding region: 1-1449 (482 amino acids)
Source: RefSeq, a predicted model, not a curated record